Molecule: messenger RNA, 1559 nt
Organism: Psylliodes chrysocephalus
Lineage: Eukaryota; Metazoa; Arthropoda; Insecta; Coleoptera; Chrysomelidae
Source: the annotation of a GenBank genome assembly
UGUCGUUUUGUAUGCAAUUUUUAGCGCUGAAUUCAAAUAACUCACUAGUUCUUAGCAAAAUGGUCAAACUCAAGUGUAUUUUUAGACAUGAAAAUUACAUUUAGUUUCAAAACGUACAAUCUCCUUUGUCGAAUAAGAUUCAAAGUGUACAAUAUCCCAAAUGGAUUUUUUGUGUCAAAGUGUACAAUCUCCACGUUUACGAGUUAGCUUAUCGUGAUUUGUCGCUAAAAAAACGCGCCAAAUACCAUGUGCUUUGUACCUAUGAGUGACCACGAAAUUAUUAUCAGUUGUAUCAAGUUAAUCUAGCCGUACGCACGCUGUUUAUCAUAGUUAGCUGAGUUCGUCGUUUCUGUAUACUUCGUGUGAAAUUUAAUACAAAAAUAAUGGAAGUUAAUAUAACUCCCAUAACCGAUAAUAAAGCCAGAAAAAGAAAACGAAAUACAGAAGAAUGGAAGAGAAGCAAGCAGAAAAAACUACGGUAUAGACCGCAUUUGCUUCCAGUUUACCCAACUUGUGGACACAAAACAUCUGCAUUUCAGUGUACCUCCCUUACUAUAUUCCAGGACAAUUUUAUUUUGAAAUAUUGUAAAACCGUUCCUGUAAAGCGUAAACGACCAAAAAAUUCUCGACAUACCGAAAAAUUGUUCCAAGCCCAAUUUUACAUCUUCACUCAGCAAAAGCGUGCUUUGCCUGUUUGCAAACAAGCUUUCCAGGAAGUUUUGUGCAUAACUAGAAGAAGAAUUGACACUGUCACUAGAAACUUUUUUAAUACCUCUCUACCAGCAAAGGAAAAUCGCGGAGGCGACAGAAAAUUGGAAAGCAACAGGGUAAAGAAAGAUUCAGUUAUGAAUUUUAUAAACAAAUUUAAGGCAAUUGAGUCCCACUAUUGCCAAGGACAAAGCCAACGCUUAUAUAUCGACUCCUCUUUGAACAUCAAAAUGAUGUGGAGAAUGUACAUGAAGGAAAACGUCAACAUUCCAGUAAAAGAGAGUUAUUUUAGACUCAUUUUCAAUACCAACUAUAACCUAGGUUUCGGCACAUCUAGGACUGACGUUUGCUCAACAUGCUUGCAGUUGACCGAAAAAAUUAAAAGUUGCAAGGAUCAGGAUACCAAGGCCAGCCUAUUAACGGAGAAAAGGGUACAUAAAAUGAGGGCACAAGCAUUUUUUAAUAUUUUAAGGGAUGUUCAAAUUUACGACUGGAAAACUGAAACGAGCAAGUUUAUUAAGCCUCCAGGACAGUGGCACUUUGCUUUUGCCAAAAUGAAAAGGAUUGCAAGAAACUCAAAAGGCGCAGUGUUGGUCCGUGGUGAAAGCGCGUAUAAUACGAAUAAUGGAAUGGGAAAACCUGUUACAAAAAAAACAAAGAACCUUAGCAAUAUGAAUCCCACCAAAAUUCCAAUGCGGAAUGUUCUCAACACCCUUAAGAAAACUGAUGUAAAUAACCUACUAGUUGCUCAUUAUGGAGAAGAGUGGAAAAAUGAUCCCGUUUUAUUUUUUUUACAAAUUUGCCUUAGAGGGGGAUGCAAUUCCACUAGGAUGCGUAAUAAUAGCCUAUAG